AUGUUUCCAGAUGUCCCAAAAUCAACGGUGUCCCGUUGUAUGGCCCUGGUAUGGGCGGCUUUUGGUCUCACAUUUCUGGCAGUCUACACGGCGAAUUUGGCAGCAUUCAUGAUUACUCGAGUGCAAUUUUAUGAUCUCAGUGGGAUCCAUGAUCCUUUGAUCACUCAUCCGGACAUGCACCAACCACCCUUCCGUUAUGGCACUGUUGACGGCGGAAAUACGCAUGAGACCAUGAAACGGAAUUGGAAACAAAUGCACGAAUAUGUGAAGAAGAAUAAGUUCUUCUACGACAACAUCUCGGCCGGUGUAGAUGCCGUCAGGAACGAAGGUCUUGACGCGUUCAUCUACGAUGCGGUCGUACUCGAUUAUUGGGCUGGGAAAGACGCUAACUGCGAGCUUAUGAUGGUGAGUGCGACGUUACCACACUCCUCCUGGAAGCUUGCUUUUCCUAAGAAGUCGGCAAAUGGGCAAGCAGAACAGGAUACGGUUUUGGAUUCCCCAAGAACUCGCCCUAUACUGCAAUGGUCAAUCAAGUACAUGCUACAGUACCAACAGAAAGGUGAUCUUGAACGGCUAGCCAACUUCUGGCUGACGGGAGCAUGCUCGCCGGACAGUCACAGUCAAACGCACUCCGCUCCUUUGGGAAUAGAGAACUUUCUCUCGGCGUUUUUCCUUCUCGCUGGAGGCAUAAUUUUCUCAGUGAUUGUGCUUGGUUGUGAGUUCUUCUUCAUUCGUCACCUAAGAAAGCCACUGCAAAAAAUCGAUCCUAAUGGAUGGUGCGGUAUUAUCAGCAUGGCAAUGGGCAAGUCCCUCACGUUGCCGGAAGCAGUCGACCGAGUGCGGGAAUGGCGGCACAGAGCGCAAUCGCUCAGUCCACAGUCACCUCUCCCAAGGAACUCAAUCACAAUAUCAAAGAAACCAGCGCCACCUCCACAGAACCCAGAACCUGUUCUGAAGAAAAGAUUCCUGCAAAUUGAGACGAAUUUGUAG
Messenger RNA from Cooperia oncophora, 990 nucleotides. NCBI's taxonomy places the organism in Eukaryota, Metazoa, Nematoda, Chromadorea, Rhabditida, Trichostrongylidae. The record is from the annotation of a GenBank genome assembly.